Mycotypha africana is the source of this 591-nucleotide messenger RNA. RefSeq lists its product as uncharacterized. The transcript has 3 exons. Gene Ontology annotation, cellular component: nucleus; mitochondrion. The record is from RefSeq and is a predicted model, not a curated record. Gene Ontology annotation, biological process: mitochondrion organization. The coding region runs from base 55 to 540 and encodes 161 amino acids. Lineage: Eukaryota; Fungi; Mucoromycota; Mucoromycetes; Mucorales; Mycotyphaceae.
CCCUUUUUUUAUUCGAACCUUUUUAUCUUAUUUAUUCAUUAUAGACCUUAAAAAAUGCCUCGUAGACAAACACGCCGUGCUGGACCUUCAACACAAUCUAGAAGUGCUCAUACUAUGCCUUCUCAGCGACAGGCACCUCCUCCCCCUCCACAGCAACAACCUCACGUACCUGUGCAGCAUCAACAGGCACCCCCACCAGCUGUAGCGCAACCUCGUCAGCCCGGUCUAUUUGGGCAAAUGGCAUCAACUGCUGCGGGUGUCGCAGUCGGUUCUGCAGUGGGUCAUACGAUGGCCAAUGGAGUUUCAGCCAUGUUUGGUGGUAGAAGCGAUAACAAUGAACCUCAACAAGCACAACCACAAGAACAAUAUCAACAACAAACUUACCAACCUAUGGCUGCUCAGAAUCAAAAUGGUAUCUCUUGUGAGGCUGAUGCCAAAGCAUUCACUCAAUGUUUAGAAGCAACCAACAAUGAUAUGUCUGCCUGCAAAUGGUAUUUAGAUGCUUUGAAGCAAUGUCAACAAAUGGCUUCACAAUAUUAGACUCAUUUUUUCCAUUUUUUCCCCCCAUUUCGUUCCCAUUUCAUCAUGUUU